AUGGCUUCCCUUUCAGAUGAAAAGGAAAAGCAUUCCCCCUCGGCCGUUUAUCCAACUACGCCGUCACCUAAAGCCUUUUGGAUUGGAGGUGUAGCAGCUGUUUUCUUAAUUCUUGCUUCUUCCCACAUAAUAUCUUCAUGGUCUGCUGGGACUAGUGUUGAUGAUUAUGUCUAUGGGGUCAUAAAUCCCCUCACCGACGCACCUCAGAACAAAUCUACUCAUUCAGGACAGGACAUCUCUGUGGAUUCAGAAUGUGAUCUUUACCACGGAAGAUGGGUUUACGAUUCCCGGGGACCGUUGUACAAGAAUGACUCUUGUCCUAUCUUGACGCCGUCACAGAAUUGUCAAGGAAAUGGAAGGCCUGACAAAGACUAUGAGAAUUGGCGGUGGAAACCUGAUGAUUGUGAAAUUCCCAGAUUUGAUGCCAGCAAAUUCCUUAACUUGAUGAGGGGAAAGACAUUAGCCUUUGUUGGAGACUCGCUCGCUCGGAAUCAAAUGAUGUCUUUGCUCUGUAUUCUUUCGCAGGUUGAGUUCCCGAAACAUAUAAUCAAUGAAAGGAUGCAUUUCUAUCACUUUGAAUCAACUUCGACAACGAUUCUUCGCAAAUGGUCUGCCUGGCUCGUCAAUAAAACAACUGAUAAAUUUGAUUUUGCUCCAGAUGGACUGGAUAAACUCCACCUUGAUGUUCCCGAUGAACGUUUCAUGGAAUUUAUCCCUCGGUUUGACGUAUUAGUUGUCUCUUCAGGUCAUUGGUUUUCUUCAAAAAAGGCAGCAUACAUCUUGAAUAAUGAGGUAGUGGGAGGCCAAUCAUGGUGGCCCAAAAAGUCCAGAAAAAUGAAAGUCAACAACAUUAAAGCUUUCGCUAUAUCAUUCGAAACGGCACUAUCUGCCAUUGUUACGCAUCCGAAUUACACCGGCCUAACCAUCGUUCGUUCCUUCUCACCAGAUCAUUAUGAAAGAGGAGCAUGGAACACAGGUGGAUCAUGCAUGGGAAAGGUUCAACCACUCAAAAGUGGUGAAAUGAAUGAAAACAAACGGACCACCAAAAUGUACUAUCAACAAGUCAAAGGCUUCAGCCGAGCAAUGAAGAAGAUGACCAACAAAUCGAAGCUCAAACUGAUGGACAUCACAGAAGCUUUUGGUUAUCGCCAUGAUGGCCAUCCAGGUCCAUACAAAGACGCUGAUCCGAAUAAAAUCAAGGAAAUAGGGCCCGACGGAAAGCCCCCACCUCAAGAUUGCAUUCAUUGGUGUAUGCCAGGCCCAGUUGAUACCUGGAAUGAAAUUCUAUUUGAGGUCCUAAAAAGAGAAUACAAUGUUAGGUUUGAUGUUACUUCAUAGUUGGGAAUUUACUGCCGGAGGAUUUAUAAUCAUGUUUCUUCUAUGAAUAAGAGGAGUUAGGCUAGUUCAUCAAAUAAAUAGCCGGGGAAAUAAAAGCGGCAAAGACAUACGGUCAAAACUCAAAAGUGUCAUCACACCGGAAAUGGACAGUUAAAGGAAGACAUAGCAUUAUACCAAUUAGGCACUCGACAGAAUUAUGAAACAAAAAAUCAGUUUCAUUAGUGGCUAUAUUUGAUUACUCCACUGGUCCCAUGGUCAUCUAAAUAUUCAGCACUUCGUUGCAGAGUUCUUAACCUAA
Messenger RNA from Oldenlandia corymbosa var. corymbosa, 1636 nucleotides. NCBI's taxonomy places the organism in Eukaryota, Viridiplantae, Streptophyta, Magnoliopsida, Gentianales, Rubiaceae. The record is from the annotation of a GenBank genome assembly.